Nothobranchius furzeri (turquoise killifish) is the source of this 2018-nucleotide messenger RNA. RefSeq names its product nucleolar protein 58. Lineage: Eukaryota; Metazoa; Chordata; Actinopteri; Cyprinodontiformes; Nothobranchiidae. The record is from RefSeq and is a predicted model, not a curated record.
GGUGGCUAUUAUUUAACUCAUUUAUAUCUUAAAGUAAACGUUUAUUUACAUCACCAUGGUAUUUGCUUCUUCUUCUUGCAAACUGACCACACUGGUAAAGCCACGCGUCUCUAAGCUGAAAACAGAUCUGUUCUGGAACAAUAAAACACAUUUUCUGGUAAGAAAGUAAACAUUUUCAUCACAAAUAUUUUUUUGCAUAUAUCCAUUGUGUUAUAGGCACAAUUGUUUGACUUGCAUCAGCUCAAGCAGUAGUUUCUCUUCUUUGGUUUGGUAUCUAGCACAAGUGAAGCUAAAUGCUAAAAAUGCUAAGCUUAACCUGGCAUGGGGUGGGUAACAGAUCUGAAAAGUUGUCACAAAUUCCCCCUACCAUGUUAUCAUUUUACACUUGUCUCAGAUCAACAUCAUGCCUAGGCAUUGGAUGCAUAAAACAGCCAGCGGUGUCCCAGCAGAAGAAGAAAAUAAAAACCAUAAGGCCUAAGCUGACGACACUAAAGAGGCAGACUCGUCAGACGACGAUGAAAAUGUCUGCACUGUGUGCUUGGAGCAUUUUGAUAACUCACAGCCAAAGGAAGAGUGGAUCAGAGUCAGCAUUGUGCAUUUUGGGCCAUGAAUCAAAGUGUCUCUGUACAUUUAUUAGAGUGGAUCUUUUUAAGCCUAAUAAUUUAACUGUUACAUCCAUCCCCGAGCAGUGUUCCAUCUCACCCCGGUACUGCGUUGGGUUGGAACAACAUACCUCUAACCUGUGAUGAUGUGGUAGAAGUCCAAAUGCAUGCUCUCUGUAGCAGACAAACAUGGGUACCACAUGAUAUAAAUGGAGCCCUCUACCACAAAGAACCACUUAGCUUCAUUUGCUCAAACAAAAGUGUUGCAACCAUCCCCGGUCUUCCUGAUUGGCUCAUUUUUCAUGUUCCUUUUAUAUAUAAAAAAAAAAUCAGUAAAAUUUCAUGAUAGUUUUUGUGUUUUAGAAAUUUCAGAAAACAGUUUAACCACUUUCUCUUUCUGAAUGACUAAAAUGAAUAAAUUCCUCGUGUUCUCGCUAAAUCCUGCUAUUCUGCUGCAGCAGUUCUCAUCAGAAACGAAUAAACAGAUGGUUGCUCAGAUUCAUUUAAAAGGCAAACACGUUUGGUGACUUUGAGACAACACCAGCCGCCCCAAAGAAUGUCCCCGAACCAGUCUGAUCAUUCAGUUGCUUCUUUCUGAGCUUGUCAUGGGGGUGCACACUGACAGAAAUAAAAGAAACGGGUGAAAACGUCACAUGGUUGGUGUUUCCUGUCAGAUACUGAGAAGAUCCAGCUAGUUUCGAUAAAGGAGCAGUCAGACUUGGGUUUAUGCCGAGACGUUGCAGAACGUUUUUGGUCCAGCUUUAAAUGAAGUACUGAGCUUCAUAAGCUAUGGGUGGUUCCUCCUUAAAAAAGGUCUUCAUUUGGAAGAGGAAGAAGAAAAACAAGUCACCUUUGAACAAAGCCUUCAAGCAGCUGAAGAGGGCGCUACCAAAGAAGAAAACCAAGAGGAAGGGCCUCCUGGAAAAACUCAACCUGAAGAAGGACAAACAGAAAAAAUCUGACAAGAAGAAGGCAGCAAAGCGGAAGGGGCUUUCUCUGGGUCUCCUAAGGAAGGAGUCGGCUCCGAGUGCUUCAGAUGGGAAGAAGGAAAAAGACAGAGACGGGCUGGGCCGAGUCGGGGAGAAGAUAAGAAAGAAACUUUCACUAGAAAAUAAAAAAGAGCCGAGUGCUGAAACACAGGCGGGUCCUGAGGCUGUAAACUUGAAGGAAACAGAGAGGAAAACAACCCUAAAGAAGCUGAAACUGAUCAUCAGGCCCAGCAAAGCAACAGAAAUCAAAGCAAACGACUAAAAGAUUCUAAAGUACAUCAAGUUUUUAUUAUUGUGAGCUACAUCAAGUGGUUUUGCUCAGAAAUAAGACGACAUUAAAUAUUAAAGCUACACCUGUUCGAUUUUACAUGAGCCGACUGCCUGCGCUAACAACUGUGAUCAAUAAAGUUUUGUAUCACACAACUUA